Molecule: messenger RNA, 846 nt
Organism: Colossoma macropomum (tambaqui)
Lineage: Eukaryota; Metazoa; Chordata; Actinopteri; Characiformes; Serrasalmidae
Exons: 3
Coding region: 1-846 (281 amino acids)
Source: RefSeq, a predicted model, not a curated record
AUGCACAGUUUGUCUAUAACUGUAAACACUUGUUCUUCUUCAGCAGGUCAGCAGACACUGGCUAACUUCAUCGAAACCACAUGGAAGGAUCUGAAUGACCCGGCCACUCUGUACUGUUCAGAGCCCUGUUCAGGGGUGGAAACCUGGGAGAAGAAUGGAGUGAAAGUGGCCGAAUGUGGAGUUAAAGAAGAGUCAGAGUUCAGCUGUGAGAGACACCUGGACAAUAGUAGCCUCACCGUUCCUCAGGUUAAUUACACCACCAGAGGAUUUUAUCACACCAAAUGUAGCGGAGAAGUGAUCUGCUUCCAGAACCUCCAGCCCAAGCCUCACAGCUCUUCUGUUGAAGUACCAGCUGGAGAUCCCCUCAUCUUGGACCUGUUCACGUUCCAUCCAGUGACUCUAAUGUUCUCCCGGACUGAUGGAGGAUCUGUAACCCCUGUCCAGAUGUGCACUGUGAAUGGACGCUCCGUGCGCUGUAACGCGGGGUAUGAAGACAGAGUGUCAGUGUGUGGUAACUCCAUGGUGCUGAGAGACGUGGUGUCUGCUGACUCUGGAGUCUACACAGUGCGAGAGGUCAACGAUGGAGCGGCUCUCAUACGGACAGUGUCGGUCACUGUUAAACAUGCUGAGCAGAGCUGGAUGUGGAAGGAUGAAUACCAGCAGGGAUUGAAAAUUGGAGCACUGGGAUUUGGGAUUGGAGCGCUGGUUCUUGGUGUGAUUCUGGGGUUCUAUGCUGUGCCGAGGGGUCUUUAUCUGAUGGACAGAUGUGUCCAGAGGCUCAGAAGACGAGACUCCUCACGCGUGACUCAAACUGAGGAUGUGGAAAAGAGUGUUCCCCUGACAUGA